Messenger RNA from Rotaria socialis, 720 nucleotides. The record is from the annotation of a GenBank genome assembly. NCBI's taxonomy places the organism in Eukaryota, Metazoa, Rotifera, Eurotatoria, Philodinida, Philodinidae.
AUGGCAACUGUAGAUGAUGUGAUUGAAUUUAAUAUUAAAAGCAAUGUAGUAUCAAGUGAAGCUAUUCGACGUUUUAAACGAUCGAUUCAUAUAGGAGAAUUAAAAAAUCAACUAGAAUUAAUAACAGGUGCACAAAGUCAAUCAAUGAAAAUUCAUGUUCAUGAUGAACGUGGUACAAAAUUAUUCGAUCUUGAUGAUGAUGCACGUGUAUUAGAUUCUUAUAAUGUUCACUCAAAAAUGAUUUUGCAAGUUGAAGAAACAAAUUUAAAACAAGCAAAUAUGUUUGAGGAUACGACUGACGUACCAAAAUAUGAACUGACACCGGAAGAAUAUGCAGCAAGAAAAAACACAGCAAAACAAUUUCUUUUAGAGCAUAAAAUUGGCAAAUAUAAUCCAGCAGCACAAGAAGAACAUGCUCGAAAAGAAAAAGAAAAAGAACAACAUGAACAAGAAUCGGCAAAUAAAAUUCAUGUUAAUGAUCGAUGUGAAGUGAUGGUUCCAUCACAACCAACAAAAAGAGGAACUGUUAUGUAUAAAGGUGACGUUCAUUUUAAACCAGGCGUAUGGAUUGGUAUUCGAUAUGAUGAACCAUUAGGCAAGAAUAAUGGCUCCGUUGAAGGAAAGAAAUAUUUUGAAUGUGUUGAUAAAUAUGGAGCCUUUGUUCGACCAAGCGCAGUUACUGUCGGCGAUUUUCCUGAAGUUGAUUUAGAAGAAUUAUAA